Molecule: messenger RNA, 1083 nt
Organism: Pseudonaja textilis
Lineage: Eukaryota; Metazoa; Chordata; Lepidosauria; Squamata; Elapidae
Source: RefSeq, a predicted model, not a curated record
AUGAGGCUGCGUGGAGACAGUCAUUGCACCUACCAGUUCGGCAAACCAGAUGUAAAAUUAACACCCAGUUCGCUGGAACCGAGGCCUUCAGGAAAGCCUUGCCGGCUGCAGGAGAAGAAGCUUCUGAAGGCCCCUGACAGCGAAAAGGAGGCCAGGGGCGACACGCCCAAUGUUUCCUCUCUCUUAACCAGGGGAGUGGAAUACAGCUUGCUGGCCUCAGCCUCCCUGAGCUUGGAGAACACCAAGGAUGGCUUCAACGCCCACAGCCUGACACUCCUGGGAAACGAGGACUCUCCUUCUUGGCUUCCGCUGUAUGGCACCAUGUGCUGCCGCCUGGUUGCCCAGCCGGAUUGCAUGACCCAGGAUGCCAUGUCUGGAUUUCUUCAUGAACAGCCAUCGGGGGGUGUCCAGGGGGAGACCUGGAGGAAGCGAUACUGUGUGCUGAGAGGGGGGCAGCUGCUCGGCUUCUCUGCCCCUGAAGAGAGAGAGGCCGACGCGCAGCCAGCCUUGUCCAUUCCCAUCAACCGGGAAACUCGCAUUCGUCCUGUGGAGAAAGAGGCCGGGGGAAAGGCCAACCUUUUCUCCGUGAUCAACCCUGAGCCCGGCGAGGCCGCAGCUCGGAUUUUCCAAGCAGAAAGCCAGCAGGAUCUUGGCAAGUGGAUGGAAGCUUUCUCGCAGCACUUUUUGGAUUUCAGUCAGUGGAAGCACUGCUGCGAAGAGUUCAUGAAGAUGGAGUCGGGGUCCCCUCAAAAGCCACCCCUGUUCUUGGCCAAAGAAGCCACUUCGGUUUACCAAGAGCUGAGCAUUGAUUCACCGGUGAAGCCCGACCCUUUGGUUGCCAUGGCUCAGCCUGAGGAGGAGGAGGAAGAGGAAAACAGGGCGGCCUUGUUUGUUGGCCCGGAUGAGGGAGACGUGCCCAGCGGUUCUUCCCUGAAGCAGAGCAAGAGCAGCCCCCAAGGAAGCCGGGACGCCAAGGAAACAAGCAAAGGAAGGGAGCCCCCUCCCGGGCCCUAAUCUGGCUCUCCGCAGCACUGUGACCAGAGGGAAGGCUCCAAAUCGCAACCUCCCGCACGCUGGCGCACU